CGCGCGACAAUGGGCACUACCGCAUCGGCGUCGACUGGUUGGAGCCCUACAAGUCCGUGGCCUACAGCAUCGGCCUCAUCCUGGUUGCACCCGACGACCUGCCGGACGACCAGAUCGUCCGCAUCGCCUUCACCAAGGUGCUGGGCAUUGUGUUUGGGCCCAAGGCCCCGUCCAACAUGUACGCCGCGGUCAUGCACACACUCCGCAAGCUGGCAGCAAGCUCUGGGGCCCUUGGGACCGCAGCAAAGCCCAUGCAACUGUGUGUCAGCAGGCCGGCGCCGAUCGCCGCCGGCGCCCCUACACCGUCAAGCGCCGCCACCUUCACGCCCGUUCAGCAAAUCAAGCACCAGGCGUACCUAACGUCCUUUUUCGCCGACACCCAGGCGCGCCGCUACUUUGACGGGUGCAUGGGGGUGGGUGCCUACCUCCCCUGCCACUGGUGCCUGUUCCAGGGCACACCUGACGCCAACCCAGGCGGCAAGGGCGUCACCAUCAGGCCCAAGGGCUACGUCAACCCCGUCCCUCAGACCCGCAAGUUCAACGGGGCGGCCAUGAUGUUUGACGACGCACGUCUCAAGCUCACAGACAGCCAGCAGCUGACCCUGGGCGCAGCGGCCGACACACUCAGCGCCUCAGACGCCAGCUUCGACCCUGCCUUCCAUGGGCGCAAGCGCAGCUGCCCCUUCAACAACUGGCUGCCGUAUUUCUCGUUCAACAACGGCUUUGUCGUGCCGGCUGUGCACGGGUUCUGUUUUAACCUGCUCAGACCUUUCCUCAAGUGGGCGCUGCGCAAGCCCACCGGGGCGGAGGGCGAGGUGGUCAUCAGCUACGCCGCGCGCCGCAUCAUGAGCACCCGCACCAAGUCCAUCCGGCCUACAAACGACAACGGCCGGCGGCCCAAGGAUCUGGUGGGUCUGAAGUUGCAAGUAAUUCUGGCGGUGACUAACACACGGCCUGCGGGACGUGACAUUGGGCUGGUGGCCGGCUAA
Monoraphidium neglectum is the source of this 989-nucleotide messenger RNA. RefSeq lists its product as hypothetical. Lineage: Eukaryota; Viridiplantae; Chlorophyta; Chlorophyceae; Sphaeropleales; Selenastraceae. The annotation marks the transcript as partial. The transcript is spliced from 2 exons. The record is from RefSeq and is a predicted model, not a curated record.